This is a messenger RNA of Rhodamnia argentea, 3295 nucleotides long. RefSeq names its product aconitate hydratase, cytoplasmic. NCBI's taxonomy places the organism in Eukaryota, Viridiplantae, Streptophyta, Magnoliopsida, Myrtales, Myrtaceae. Gene Ontology annotation, molecular function: aconitate hydratase activity; 4 iron, 4 sulfur cluster binding. Gene Ontology annotation, cellular component: cytosol; mitochondrion. The transcript is spliced from 20 exons. Gene Ontology annotation, biological process: tricarboxylic acid cycle; citrate metabolic process. The record is from RefSeq and is a predicted model, not a curated record.
CAGAAGUUUUCCCUCUUCGCCACCCUUCUCUCUCCCUCUCUUCUCGCACCUUCUUCCACCCUCUCCUUCACUUUCCACUCCCUCCUUCACCCUCUCUCUCUCCCCCUCUGAAACCCUCGCUCCUCCAUUUCCGACGCCAUGUACAACCUCACCUCUCCGUCUCCUCCUUCCCUCCUUGCCCUCUCCAGAGCUCGCUUCGACUCCACUCCCCUCUCCAGAAUUCCCCCCGCCUUCUCCCCGCGACGUCCUCUCUCCGGAACCGCUCGCCCUUCGUCUCCUCCGCGUUCCGUUCCGCGCGCCGAUCGGAGUUUCCGCUGUCCGAGCUUUUCCACCGCCCCGAGGUGCUCUGUUCCGCGGCUGAGCCGCGGCGUGCGCUGGCGGUCUCCUACGCUGAGUGUCCGCGCUCAGAUUAGAACCGGUGCUCUGGUCAUCGAGAGGCUCCAGCGAAGGAUUGCUACUAUGACUCCAGAACAUGCUUUCCAGAGAAUAUUGACAAGCCUUCCGAAGCCUGGAGGUGGAGAGUUUGGAAAGUUUUAUAGCUUACCAGCUUUGAACGAUCCCCGAGUAGAGAGGCUGCCCUACUCUAUAAGGAUACUCUUGGAAUCUGCUAUACGUAAUUGCAACAACUUCCUAGUCACUAAGGAUGAUGUUGAAAAGAUCAUUGACUGGGAGAAUACAUCACCUAAGCAAGUUGAAAUUCCCUUCCAGCCUGCCCGUGUCCUGUUGCAGGAUUUUACAGGAGUACCGGCGGUGGUUGACCUUGCUUGCAUGCGGGAUGCCAUGAAGGAUCUUGGCAGUGAUCCUGAAAAUAUCAAUCCGUUGGUUCCGGUGGACCUGGUUGUCGAUCAUUCUGUUCAGGUUGAUGUAGCCAGAAAUGAGAAUGCUUUGGAGGCUAAUAUGGAAUUGGAGUUUCACCGAAACAAAGAGAGAUUUGCUUUCCUUAAGUGAGGAUCCACCUCUUUCCAUAACAUGCUUGUUGUGCCACCUGGUUCUGGGAUAGUCCACCAGGUUAAUCUGGAAUAUCUUGGAAGGGUUGUUUUUAACACUGAUGGCAUUCUGUACCCAGAUAGUGUGGUCGGUACAGAUUCCCAUACAACUAUGAUUGAUGGGUUAGGAGUAGUUGGUUGGGGAGUGGGAGGAAUUGAAGCAGAGGCAGCUAUGCUUGGACAGCCCAUGAGCAUGGUAUUGCCUGGCGUUGUUGGGUUCAAGUUGACAGGACAGUUGCGUGACGGUGUCACUGCCACUGACUUAGUUUUAACUGUAACCCAGAUACUCAGAAAGCAUGGUGUUGUCGGGAAGUUUGUUGAGUUUUAUGGUGAAGGAAUGGCUCGGUUAUCACUAGCUGACAGGGCCACAAUUGCUAACAUGUCUCCUGAGUAUGGGGCAACAAUGGGCUUCUUCCCUGUGGAUCAUCUUACAUUGCAGUACCUGAGGUUAACAGGACGGAGUGAUGAAACGGUGUCCAUGAUAGAGGCAUAUUUGCGUGCAAACAAGAUGUUUGUUGACUAUAGUGAGCCUCAACGAGAAAUAGCAUACACAUCUUAUCUUCAGUUGGACCUGGCAGAUGUUGAACCUUCAGUUGCAGGACCAAAAAGGCCUCACGACCGAGUUCCUUAGAAAGAUCUGAAGGCUGAUUGGCAUGCUUGUCUUGACAACAAAGUUGGCUUCAAGGGAUUUAAUGUACCAAAGGAGGCACAAGAUAGAUUGGUAGCCUUUUCAUUCCAUGGAAUACCUGCGGAGCUUAAGCAUGGUAGUGUCGUUAUUGCAGCAAUCACAAGUUGCACAAACACGUCAAACCCUAGUGUCAUGCUUGGAGCUGGGCUUGUUGCAAAGAAAGCCUGUGAACUCGGAUUGGAGGUUAAACCAUGGAUUAAAACAAGUCUUGCACCUGGAUCUGGAGUUGUCACAAAGUACCUGCUCAAGAGUGGCUUGCAAAAGUAUCUGAACUUUCAGGGCUUUCAUUUAGUUGGUUAUGGUUGCACUACAUGCAUCGGAAAUUCAGGGGAACUUGAUGAAUCAGUUGCCUCUGCAAUUGCAAAUAAUGAUAUAAUUGCUGCAGCUGUGCUUUCUGGAAAUCGAAAUUUUGAAGGCCGUGUUCACCCAUUGACGAGAGCAAACUAUCUUGCUUCACCUCCAUUGGUAGUUGCAUAUGCACUUGCGGGCACGGUUGACAUUGAUUUUGAUAAGGAAUCUAUUGGAACAUCAAAGGAUGAGAAGAAAGUAUAUUUCAAGGAUAUUUGGCCGAGUAAUGAGGAAAUUGCAGAGGUUGUUCAAGCUAAUGUGUUGCCGGACAUGUUCAAGAGCACUUAUGAGGCUAGUACAAGGGGAAAUCCUAUGUGGAAUCAGCUCUCUGCACCUUCCUCUACCCUAUAUUCUUGGGAUCCAAGCUCGACUUAUAUUCAUCAACCUCCAUAUUUUAAGAACAUGACCAUGGAUCCUCCUGGUCCUCAUAGAGUGAAGGAUGCCUAUUGCCUACUGAACUUUGGAGACAGCAUAACUACUGAUCAUAUCUCACCAGCUGGAAGUAUCCACAAGGACAGCCCUGCAGGUAAGUAUCUCUUGGAACACGGAGUGGACCCCAAGGAUUUUAACUCUUUUGGCAGCCGGCGAGGCAAUGAUGAAGUGAUGACGCGUGGUACUUUUGCCAAUAUUCGCCUUUUCAACAAGCUCUUGAACGGAGAAGUGGGUCCAAAUACGAUUCAUAUCCCAUCAGGAGAGAAACUGUUUGUGUAUGAUGCCGCUAUGAGGUACAAGGUCGCUGGGCAAGACACAAUUAUCCUCGCAGGAGCUGAGUAUGGAAGUGGCAGCUCUCGAGAUUGGGCUGCCAAGGGACCGAUGCUCCUGGGGGUGGAAGCAGUGAUCGCCAAAAGUUUUGAGAGAAUACAUCGUAGCAAUCUGGCUGGUAUGAGGGUCAUUCCACUGUGUUUCAAGCCAGGCGAGGAUGCGGACAUGUUGGGAUUGACGGGGCAUGAACGCUACACCAUAGACCUUCCCAGUAAAGUCAGUGAGAUAAGGCCUGGCCAAGAUGUUACUGUUACAACCAAUACCGCGAAAUCAUUCACAUGUACCCUGCGAUUUGAUACCGAGGUAGAGCUGGCAUAUUUUGAUCAUGGUGGAAUUCUACAAUAUGUUCUACGCAGCCUGAUUAAACAGUAAACUUAGAGUCAGCAGUUCGCUUCUUUUCGUUUCUUGGAGAGGUCCGGGAAAUAAUAGUGUGUGAAAAAUCCUUUGGUUUUCUUGUACGUAAUAAUUUGGUUUGGUGAAAAAUUUGGGGGACGAGUGUGGGGAUUAAAGA